CAACCCAAAGACAAGGAUUGUAAUGGUGGUUCUUACGUCAACAUUAAUUUGUUAAACGUUAAUAGAUUUCAGUCAGACAGUUGACUUUGCAUAUGUACUAUGAUUAUUUCUGAAUUCUUUCCCAGAACCAGUUAUCUAGACAUAUUUUAUUCUUCAAUUUCCGAGAUCAGUAAUUAAAUCAUCCUAUUUUUUGUUCAUCCAUAUCCAUUGCAUUCAAUAGAAGUUCAGCAGUUAAAGAAAUAAACAUUGAAGUUAUGUGAUUAUGGCAGUUAUCCAUGGGCAGACACCUGGGUUCAGUCUGGGUGAUGUGAAAUGAUAUUGGUGAUUAAUGAAGUAGCACUAGAUUUCUUUGGUUUUUCCCAAUUAAUCAUCAUAACACUAUUGAUCCAUACUCAUCUAUUACCAAUCCAUGAAAUGUGGGUGUGUUAGCGCUGACCAAGCUGCACAUUAUUGUUCCCGCAGUCAUAAGUUAGGGAUGUUGUCUUUGAUGUGGCUGAUCCUAGAGUAAAGUUCACAGGGACUCUUUUCAGAAUAGAUGGAUAGGAAGAAGAAAGAUGGAAAUCAGAAACAAGCAGGCUGUUCUGUUCCAAGUGAUGAUGGUUCAGGACCAAAAGCUCAGCGGCAACAAAGGAGCAGAGCACCUCAGGAGCAGAGAAUGAAAGGCAGCAGCAAUAAUGCUGAUAGAUCAGUAAAAGAUAAGAUCUCUGAUCCUACUCUCCCUUCUUCACAACCUGAUUCAAAGUCAGGUGCAGAUUUACCAGAUACAGCAGAAUUGUUUGCCAACUUGAAGAGGGAAACUGAUGAUAUUAAUGCCUUGAAAGUAAAGAAAACUCAUCAUCGGCAGAUUUUCAGCAACUGGGCGCGGUAUGAAGAGCCGUUGCCGGGUCCAGAUCAUGAAGCAGAGUUGCAAGGUGCUGACUUUGAAGCCCUUCUCAAGGCUCCAAUCUCAGGACAUUUUCAGUUCAAGCAUGAAAGAGCAUGGGAUUCCAACAUUACUCCUCUGUCUGGAGAAUUGUUUUCGUUGGAUGUUGAUUUAUUGGCUCUUGGUCUGGAAACCAUUCCAUUGUAUCAGAAAUUAGAUCUCCCAAGUUCUUUAUUUUUGGCAGAUAAGCUAGAAGAUAUGGAUUACUAUGCAAAGCAAUGUGCAGCGGAGUAUGAAACUAUGAAAAACAGGUUAUCGAGAAAGCACAAUAAAAAUGAUUCAGAUGCAAUAGUUAGACUGUUGAAGGAAGGAAGUCCCGUGCCGGCAGAGAAGGACAUGUCUGAUAAGGAGACUUUUCAUGCACUGGGUUUUGACAUUGCACAAUCAGAAGUCCAAAGCGAUCCUUUAGAAACAGAAGCUGUUAACAAUGAUACUAAUUCAAAAUCUGAUGUAAAAGAGGUUCUGGGAGCAGAUAGCGAACCUGACAUUAAUCAGGUGAUCCCACCUCAGAAAAUUGGUUCCGGUAAGAUUACGUCAUCCAAAGAUCAACCGAGUGUCACUGAUUCCGAAAUGCAACGUGGUAGUAUUUCUGUAGAAGAAACUGAUAUUGAACCCAAAGUUUUGAGGAAAGUUAUUCCACCAACUGUGACUUCCAGAACUGAAAUUGAACAGCCUUCUGAGAUAGAGAAGUCAGAGAUUACAAAACAAACAGUACAACAGACUCAUUCUGAACUAAACUUAACAGAGCACGUUGAAGAACCAAUAGUACCUCUGGGCCAGCGAUCAAGUAGAUGCAAGGCUAGAAGUCAAGUUCAGGCUGCGGAAGUUCAGAAAAUUGAUAGUCGGAAAUCUCAACAGAUGAAUGAUCUGGAUUUUGUUCUGUCCCUGAAGAACCCUCUUAAGGAAGCUCAUAUUUCAAGUUUGAAGCCUUCGCAAGUUAAAGUGUCAAAUAUUGAAGAAGACGAUGAUUCUACUGGACCAAAUUCAUCUCAGCUUUUAUUAAUGACUCCACAAAAGAAAACUCAGGACCUCGAGGACUGGCUGGAUUCAAUGCUGGACGACUGAAGUCUGUUCACGUAUUAAAACACCAGCGCAAGCUUGAAAUAGGAGAAUGUAUUAAUAUAAAGUAGCUGAAUCUUUCAGUCUACUGUAUCUGCCUGAGGUUUGCGACUACCAUUUCAGCUCCUGACUGUGGACCAAUGACCCUGAGGAUGUUUAUUGUUUACUUCAGUUUUUCUCGGUAAAUUUUGAGAUUUGUUUGUCUCAGAAUACGCUCAGUUAUUAACUUAACACAUAUUACAGUCAGUUGUAAAAAAAGACAAGAUACAAUUUGUAAAUAAAAUUUAAGUUAUGUAAAUACCAUUAUUUAUUGUACUGCAAACUUGUGUGCCCUGCUCGCUGGUACCAGUUGUCAGAAUGUCGUGAGCAGAAGUUGGGUAUUUGUGAAAAGGAAUUUGUUGUAAGGGUCUGAAAACUGCCUCUUGGAAAGCCUUAACUAAACAUAAUAUGACUGCAUAGAAACAUUAAGAGCAAUAAAAUGGAAUAGAACAGUAAAUAUUUUUCUCUUCUUGAGGUAUGAGUUGUGAUAAUGAAAUGCAUUGUUUUGUCCUUACAUCAGUUUUGUAUUUCUCAAGAAAAUCCAUUAUUAAAUGAUAUGAAUACGGA
Zootermopsis nevadensis is the source of this 2587-nucleotide messenger RNA. RefSeq names its product Apoptosis and caspase activation inhibitor (gene Aven). Lineage: Eukaryota; Metazoa; Arthropoda; Insecta; Blattodea; Termopsidae. Gene Ontology annotation, biological process: negative regulation of G2/M transition of mitotic cell cycle. The record is from RefSeq and is a predicted model, not a curated record.